Molecule: messenger RNA, 766 nt
Organism: Solea senegalensis (Senegalese sole)
Lineage: Eukaryota; Metazoa; Chordata; Actinopteri; Pleuronectiformes; Soleidae
Gene: lg3h11orf98
Product: linkage group 3 C11orf98 homolog
Exons: 4
Coding region: 45-452 (135 amino acids)
Source: RefSeq, a predicted model, not a curated record
AACGUCGAAGAAGAAGCUUCCCGUGGACAUGUGGGACAUUCAACAUGGCGCCGCCAGGAGGGAAAAUAAACAGACCGAAAACUGAACUCGGAAGGAAUCUGUUCAAGCGUCGUAGAGUCUUGAGCCGAGAAAAGAGGAAGAGGCAUCAGAUCGUCGGCGCUGUGGUCGACCAGGGUCUGAUCACCGUCCAUCACCUGAAGAAGAGGAAGUCGAGUCCGAGGGCAAACAUCACUCUUUCAGGGAAGAAGAAACGAAAGCUGCUCAAACAGCUGCAGCACAUGCAGCAGGAGAAGACGUCUAUGGAAGUUGUUGCAGCAUCAGCAGCAGCUCCACCUCAGAAGAAACAAGACUCCUCAGCAGCUCCGGCUAAGAAAAAGAAGAAGAAGAGGAAGAAUAAGAAGGCGGGAGCAGGUGGAGCUCAGGAGGACGUAGACAUGGUGGACGCUGAAUGAGACACCGUCCUCCUGUGUGGAACAGUGAGGACAUGAGAGCAGAAACUGACUCUCAAAAUGGUGGCUGAUAAAUUCACUCAUAUGCAGCCUAAACUCAGAUUUUAUGGGUGACUGCAGUGCCACCGAGUGGCCACUAGGUGUCAGCGAUUCUCAACAUUUUAUUUCUCCCAUUUUCUUGCCUGGAAAAAAAAAGACUUCCAUUCAUUCACCCUUUAAAACGAUGACGUAAUGUGUUAGUUUUGUUGUUUUUGAGCUUCUAUAUGAAGUGAAAUAUGCUUCUGUGGUUUAGAUGAGACAAUAAAACGUGACGUUCA